CCUGAUCGGCCUUUUCUUGGUUGGAUAAGAAACCUAACGCAAUGCCUGGGACUGCGGCAAAAACUUCAUUCCAAAAUCGCAUUACCUCUAUUUAUGUUGCUUUAGCCACAUGAACGCUUACAAACAGCAUCACUCACUAACCAUAUAUGCAGUAUAUCACAGGCAUAAUGGGCGCCUUCCCUACCUUUCCGGACGUCUUGAUUCUCGAAGAAACCUACCAAAAGAGAAUACUUAAAAAGCGCGCCCAAUUCAUCCGGGCCGAGACACAGAAUUGGGCUAUCCGUCAUGUGUCGGAAGAAGAGAUUAUCGACUUCAAAGAACUAGUGAACAAACAUCUUGCAUUGCCAUUAAAACUAUUGUUUCUUGAGCCGAUAGUCCUGCUCAUGACUUUAUACACAUCAUUCAUCUACGGCAUUCUCUACCUCUUCCUCGAAGCCUAUCCAGUUGUAUUCGCCGAAUAUCGCGGUAUUUCGCCUAGCAUAUCGACGCUCAUGUACAGCGGCCUGAUCAUUGGUGUUCUACUGGGAUCCGCCAUUGUCGUCGCCUUCGAGCCACGGUACAACCGCAAACUCAAAGAGAACCAUGGAAUUCCAGUUCCCGAGCAGCGUCUACUUCCCAUGAUGAUUGGUGCUAUUCUCUUCCCAAUCGGGCUCUUUCGGUUUGCCUGGACAGGGAAUUACUCCAGCAUCAGUUGGGCUGCACCAGCUGUGUCCGGCAUCUUGACGAGUGCGGGAAUCUUGACCAUCUUCCUGCAAGCGCUCAAUUAUCUCGUGGACGCAUAUUUGAUGGUCGCUGCGAGCAGCAUCGCAGCGAACACGUUCCUGCUGAGUUUAUUCGGAGCAGGCUUCCCUCUCUUCGCGACCCAGAUGUUCCCCAAAUCAGGCGUCGACUGGGCCGGAUCCUUACUUGGUUUUUUUGGCUGUAGCGUUCAUGCCGAUACCCUUUCUCUUUAAAGAGGCUCAAGAUUUGGACAAGGCCCAAUAGAUUACAGACAUAGUCUUUAUUUUUGCUGGCUUACUUGUGCUAGAAAGCUUCUGUAAUUAGCGCUGAU
This is a messenger RNA of Paraphaeosphaeria sporulosa, 1051 nucleotides long. RefSeq names its product MFS general substrate transporter. Bases 147 to 953 code for a protein of 268 amino acids. The transcript is spliced from 2 exons. Gene Ontology annotation, biological process: transmembrane transport. Gene Ontology annotation, molecular function: transmembrane transporter activity. Lineage: Eukaryota; Fungi; Ascomycota; Dothideomycetes; Pleosporales; Didymosphaeriaceae. The record is from RefSeq and is a predicted model, not a curated record.